Molecule: messenger RNA, 1114 nt
Organism: Helicoverpa zea (corn earworm)
Lineage: Eukaryota; Metazoa; Arthropoda; Insecta; Lepidoptera; Noctuidae
Product: glycine, alanine and asparagine-rich protein-like
Exons: 3
Coding region: 1-921 (306 amino acids)
Source: RefSeq, a predicted model, not a curated record
AUGUCUCGACUUACGAUUCUCUUAGUUAUUGCUGUGGCAUACGAAGUCGUUGCAGACGGUAAAGUAGCAGACUCGCGUGCUGAGCAGUCUGGGAUCAUCUCCCCGGUGAUCGCUAGCGCCGGUCUCGGCGGUCUCGGCUACGGUGGACUGGGUGGCGUCGGGCUAGCUGGCGCUGGCCUCGCGGGCGCUGCCCUCGCCGGCGGCUCCGGCAUCAUCGCCGGCCCUGCCGUCAUCGCUGGUGGACCAGGGCUAGGCUCAGGUGUAGCUCUCAACAACGCCGCCGCUGUCGGUGCCGCUCAACUUAGCGCCAUCCAGAACGCCCAAGCCGUACAGGCCGCUCAGAUCGCCAACUCAGCCGCCGCCGCUAUCCAGGGUGCCCGCGUCACUGAGGCGGCCGCUCGCGCUGGACAGGCUCACGCCAUCAACAACGCCGCCGCUCUGGAUGCCGCCCGUGUAGCUAACGUGCAGCGUGCUCAGGCCGCCGCCUGGGAGAACGCAAGAGCCGCUGAGGCUGCGAGACGCGCGGGUGCCGCCAGCGCACUUGAGGUUGCUCGUGCUGCUGAAGCCGAACGUUUAGCCAACGCCGCCCGCGUCCAGGCCAUCGCUAUUGCUAACACCCGUGCGGUGGAGGCUGCUCGUAUCGCUAACGCUGCCCGUGCUCAAGCCGCUGCGGUGGCCACCAGCGCCGCUCAGGCUCAGGCGGUCGCCGACGCUGUCGCCAGGAAUGCUCAGGACGGAGCCCUGCUGUUGGGCGGUGGUGGUGGACUAGUAGGUGGUGGCGCAGUCCUCGCCGCACCAGCUGUCGCCGUCGGCGGACUCGGCGGCCUGGGUCUCGGUCUGGGAGGCUUGGGAGGUGUCGGCUACGCGACUGGCUACGGUUAUGGCGGUCUUGGAAUUGGUGGUGGAAAAUACAUCCACUAGAAAGCAGUGAUCCGACCCAGUGAUGAUACCCUAUUGUCUAAGACAAACAGAUUAUAUCUACAUCCAUUUCGCAUUCUUCCAUAGAAAUGGUUAGCGGCAGAUCUUACGAGAUUUUGGACUGAUCAAUGUUAUGUAAAUAUUUAAAAAUUGGCAAUUAAGUCUGUCUUAUAAUUAAAUGUUAGCAAACACCGAC